AUGUCAAAGAUCAAGGAAGAUAACAUUCGACGGUUUGCCAAUAGCCAAGCCUUGAGCAUAGAAGCUAAAGACCCAAAGCUUGUGUCGACUACUUUGUCCGACAACUGUCGUCGUCUCAUCGCACCUACAUCGUUUAUGAAAUCAAUGGGCCUUCCCGACGAGAUGAUAAAACAGGGUUCCUCUAAUGAGGUUUAUGAACAACAGUUUGUGAUGCAAAUACUGUUUGUUGAGUCGACCUCGUGCAACAUACACGAUAUAUCGCUUGACCAACAGAAGUUGAAGGCGACAUAUCAUCUCACUCACAGUAGUUAUUGGGUUUAUCUGGAUUUGAGAAAGCCACUUGAAGACAGUUCAGGAGAUAUUUGA
Fusarium venenatum is the source of this 366-nucleotide messenger RNA. RefSeq lists its product as uncharacterized. Lineage: Eukaryota; Fungi; Ascomycota; Sordariomycetes; Hypocreales; Nectriaceae. The record is from RefSeq and is a predicted model, not a curated record.